Mytilus californianus (California mussel) is the source of this 3777-nucleotide messenger RNA. RefSeq names its product protein moonraker-like. The coding region runs from base 79 to 3180 and encodes 1033 amino acids. Lineage: Eukaryota; Metazoa; Mollusca; Bivalvia; Mytilida; Mytilidae. The record is from RefSeq and is a predicted model, not a curated record. The transcript is spliced from 20 exons. Gene Ontology annotation, cellular component: centriolar satellite. Gene Ontology annotation, biological process: protein localization to centrosome; centriole replication.
AGCGGUACAAUUUUGCAAGAUGAAUUUUGGAAACCAGCGAUAGAAAAUACGAUCAUUGAAGUUUAUUUAUGUUCAAGCAUGUAUUCUUCCAACAAUGCAGUUGUACACAGUAAAGCAUCAGUGAUGAUACCAGGACAGAAUCAGUUACUGUUUAAUCUCGAUGCACAUCCUCAACCUUACCAAUCUGCAGUCCAAUUUCAUCAUCCUAGAGCAAUAGUAUUGGACAAAGGGGGACCAAUGGCACCAGACUUUCAGCAUAUUAACCAGCGUCAUCUCAAUGAAAGUUCCCAAUCAGUAACUGGAGGGAUGAAUUUCUCAUCAUUGUCUGAAGAUCGUUUAUCAUUAGCUGUCAAACUAGCUCAGAGAGAUUUAAGGAAAAAGAAGGAAAGAAGUCUACAGCGGAGUCGAUCUCCUUCUCCAAAGGGAAAAACCAGAAUAAUUCCUGGGAAAAGAUACUGGGACAAACAGCAGGCAGCUACAAAUAAAUCACGACAGAUGAAGAUAAAAGAACAUGAUAAAAACCGUCAUCCAAAAGAUGCUAGAACACAAACACCUCCCAGAAUGCAACAGAGUAAAGCAUUUCCUGCAACAACUAAUUCUCCUCCUACUAGAGAUACAGACUUUAAGUUGUAUCCAGUCAAACGAUCAGCACCAUUAGAUCAGCCUGCUAAGGAGAUAGAGAGAUUACAAAGAGAGAUGGAGGGCUAUUUACAACAAAUACAGGUCAUUGAACAGCGAGUUCUUAGAGAUCAAAAUGUAGAAUUUCUCCAGCCUUCAAAAAGUCGGAAAAAAGAUGGAUACUUGCCACAGGAAGAAGAUGAAGUUAGGAAGAAAUUACGAUCAGAAGAAACAGCUACUCGUGCUGCCAGACAAAUGUAUGUGCUUCGUCAACAAGUUCGACAGAUACAGCAGGAAUUAACAAAGACCGGCACAGAUAAAACUAAACACACGAAAAAGAGCCAAGCCAUGGCAAGACUGGCAGCAGCACAUCGUUAUGCAGUGAGAACUAUCCAGGCAUUUGUUACAAACCUACCAAACACAGAUUUACACAGUGGUCUGCCUUCUUCAUACCAUGAGUUAGCUCUUUUGAUCCGCCAGAUGUCACUACUCAGUACACAGCUAAGUACUGAUGGGAAAUCAACAGUACAAGAAGACCUAGUCAAAAUGUUGGACAGAGUAGAUGAGCUGAAUAAAGCAUGGUGUGUAGAGGUUACCAAGCCACCUGUUAUUGAGACAACACAAGAAGAGGUUACCAGUAGAAGAAGGAAGUCUCCUGCAUCCCGGCAAAUACCUCAGCCUUCCUUCAGACCAGCUCCACAUAGAGGGAAGGAAAAUAAACCUGUCAGAGGUGUUUUAAAGAAGCCAGCUAUUAAAAGAAGUAAUGUACAAAAACAGCAAGUUGCCUGGAAUACUGGAACUCCAGAGAGGAAGGCAAUGUUGAGGGCAGGUAUAGAGGCCUUGAUGGAUUCCAGUGAUGUUCAACAGGGCAAAGCAGGAAUGGCAUGGAAUGUAUCACUACAGGAGGAACCCGUUAGGAAACCAGCAUCUAAAACAAGCCUGAUAUUACCAGGAAAAUUACAGAAUCAGCGCAUUAAAGCUCAGAGAGCUGUUAAACAAGUUCAACAGCAUCAGCAACAGCAGAAGUCAUUGGCAUGGCAACCACAGAGACCAGCACUGUCACAACAGACGUCAAAGCCUCAUUAUGAAUCAGACAUAGAUGUACAUUACAGAGACCCAACACUGUCAUCAAGCUUGAAGGCUUUGGCCACCAGAGACAGAUCUUUGUCACCAUACAGAUGUGAUAGGUCAUUCUCAGCUCCCCCGUCUCCAAGCUCUGAGAGAGGUCACAGCCCAUGGAUACCAAGUGGUAAACCUAAAGGUCACCAGAGAAGGUCAAGGUCACAGAGUCCUUACAAUUCAUACAGAUACUUAGAUCUUGAUGGCAGUGAUAUAGUCAAGUCACUUUUCCAAGGUGGUCAUGAAAGUAGACCAAGAACAAGAGGAGGGUCACCAGAAAGAAACCUCAGUUUAUCAGAGAGAAUGGUGAGAGAUGCUGAGAAGAAAAUACAAGCUAGAUUGAAGCCACUUUUACAAAAGGCAGAGAUAAUUGCUUUUCAACAGGAAGAGAAAAGCAAAACAAAGAGGAGACAAAUGGCCGAUAAAGCUCUAGCAAGUUUUGAGGACAGUGGUGACGACUUGACUAACAUGAUACUGGGUGAGGUACUGGACGAUACAGCCAAAGAAUAUCAAAGGUUAGAGAGAGACGAACAUGUCCGUAAAGAGGCCGUCACCAUGCAGGAUAAUCCAACAUUAGAAAAUAUAUAUCAGAGAUUGGAACAAAUGGAGCUGGAAUCACACAAUAUCAGAAGAAGAUGGGCUUCAGUACACUUUGAAGAUGUUAAACCUACGACUAAAGUUAUCAAUAAUCCAAUAGCACCUUUUUCAAUGGAAAUAUCUAAAUCAAAGGGACCUGUUAUACAAGAGAAGCCAUUAGAAUGCAACAAAGAUAAUUCAGAUGUGCCUAUUAUAUUCACAAGAACAAAGGGACUGACAUUAGUCAAAAAUAGAGUCUUAGAAUUAGAUGAUCUAAUAGGGGCGGAGUCAGAAAGACAAGCUCCUCCCACUUUUAUAUCUCUUUCUGAUGAGGUGAUGCGAGGCAUCUACAGCAGCCAGGAAGCAUUUGACAGACAUUUAAAGAAGACUUCCCAUCAUCCUUUAGGAAGAUUUGAUCCCUGGGUAUUGGCUGAAGAGGUAUCAAACUUGAUAUUAGAUGAGUGUUUAAAAGACAUUGCCGGUGAAUUGGAGGACACUAACGAUGCCAUUAUGAACCAAGUGUGUAAGGCAGAAUUUAUGGUCGGUAACGUCAGUCAAGACGUGGAAUCUCUCCCAGAAACAAAAACGACCACGUAUGAAACUGACCAGGCGAAAAUUACAACUUAUGAAACAGGACCAAUUUCGUCACCCAAUAGACUAUCUCCUGUACACAGAGAACUUCUGUCACCACAUAGAUUGUCUCCCUUACAUAGGGAAAUGGUUAGUCAACAUCAAGACGAUUCUGUUUCAUUUAAUGUUGACGAACAGUAUAGCGAAGAUGCGUUUGAGGAAGACGAUAGCGAAGAAUAUGAAGAUGUUACUGAUGAUGUUGAUGAAGACGAUGAAGAUGAAGAUGAUGAAAAUUGAAAUUGUGUGAUAAAAUGCAUUUAUUGACAUUGUUAUAUGUAGUUUUCAGAUGGGUUCAUGCACUUGAUUUUCAAAACUUAAAAGAUAUAAGUAUUUUUGAAAACAUUUGUUCCCCUAAUCACAAAUUUACACUUGAAUAGCAGAAGUGAAUACUGCAGUUUUUCAUGGAAGACCUGAUUAUUGCGUACAAAAUUUGUGAAUAUUAAUUAAUAUUGAAAUUCUUUAAUGUUAUCUUGUUAUAAGGGAAAGGUUUUCAUAUAUUGAUUGGCUUAAUCUCUAUAUAAGAAAAAUCCAGCAUCGCAACUUUAAUAGCUCUUUUUUUUUCAGAGUAGAUUAAAGAUAUACAUGCUAUAGGAAUGCAAUGUCUCAGAUAUGGAUAAUGUUUUGUAUUUAAGACAAAACUUUUAGAAAAAUUAAUCAAGGGUUACACAUCCUAUAGUUAUUAUUCUUUAAAGGUGUGUUACAGAUAUUGUAUUAACAGCUAGAUCAUUCAGAAUUGAAACAUAUAAUUUUAUUAAUGAUCAGUGCUUCUAUAACUUAUACUUUGUAAUCUGUGAUAUUUUUUUUAAAUCUAGAAAAUAAACAUGUUGAACAGAA